CCACUUCUUCCUGCUUUCAUGAAGGAAAUAACGAACAUCGACAUGCAGGCUGAUGAACAGACAGAUGUAAGGAAUCACAGAAGAUGAUGGACUGAAGACUGAAGAAAAAAUAUCAACAUGUCCAGCAGAGAAAGCAGAGCUGUUGUUCACAGUUCUGCUCGCAGGAGAAGAUGGAGCAAAGAGACAGCACCCGACAUGAGUGAUCUGAGGAUUGUUCUUCUGGGGAAGAGCGUGUCAGAAAACAGUUUAGUGGGAAACUUCCUGUUGGGACGAGCAGCGUUUGACAGUGAAGCUCCUCCAGAUGUUGUAGAGAGAGUCGGAGGAAGAUUGAAGGACAGACACGUGAUGGUCAUCAACAGUCCUCAGCUGCUCCAGACAAACAUCUCAGAUCAUCAGAUCACACAGACAGUGAGAGAGUGUGUGAAUCUGUCUGAUCCAGGACCUCAUGUGAUCAUUCUGCUCCUCAAACAUGAUCAGUGUUCAGCAGAAGAUCAGGAGUGUGUGCAGAAGGUGCUGGACUCUUUCUCUGAGUGCGUUUAUCAACACACCAUGGUGCUCACCACACAAGAGCCCACUGAAACCAAUGACAUCCUACAGAAGAUCAUUCAGAAAUGCUUCAACAGACACUUCAGUCUUCAGAGAAGCAGCUCUCCUGAUGAUCUUCUGCAGAUGUUUGAGGACAUUGUGACAAUUAAUGAUGGACGACACCUGGUUUGUGCAGAAGGUUCACAGUAUUUCACAAUGGAGCAACAAGCCACAGAAAGACUUUCAGAGUGUUUGAAGCUGAAUCUGGUUGUGUGUGGGAGUGAUGGGACAUUAAAAUCCUCCAUAUCAGAGCUGAUCCUGAGAGACGUGGAGCUUCAUGGACGUCAGAUCAGUCUGGUGGAUCUUCCAGCUCUGUUCAACACUCGUCUCUCAGAGGAGGAAGUGAUGCGUCAGACUCUCUGCUGUGUGUCUCUCUGUCAUCCUGGAGUUCAUGUUUUCCUCCUCAUUGUUCCUGAUGCUCCCCUCAAUAAUGAAGAUAAAGCAGAAAUGGAGGAGAUCCAGAGGAUCUUCAGCUCCAGAAUCAACAAACACAUGAUGAUCCUCAUAAUACAGAGUUCAGAGCAUCAGACAGCAGAACUUAAUGAAGAAACACAGUCUGUCAUUGAGAGUUUUGGAGGACGACAUCAUUUCUUUGGUCCCAACACACAAGUGUCCACAUUGAUGGAGAACAUUGAGAAGAUGCUGGAAGAAAACAGAGGAGAGUUUUACUCCACAGAGACAUUUCUGGAGGCGCAGAUGAAAAAACUGAUGAAAUAUAAAGAGAUGAAGAAGAAAAUUCAUUCACUGGAGACACAUUUACUGACUCAAGGUUCAAGAGAAAACACAGAUGAAGUGAGGAUUGUGCUGCUGGGAAAAACUGGAGUUGGGAAAAGUGCAACUGGAAACACAAUCUUAGGAAGAAACGCGUUUACAGCAGAAACAUCUCAAGAGUCAGUGACUAAAGAGAGUCGGAGAGAAACAUCUGAAAUCAACGGCCGACACAUUACUGUGAUCGACACUCCAGGACUGUUUGAUACUGAACUGAGUAAUGAGGAGAUCCAGAGAGAAAUCAGACACUGCAUCUCCAUGAUCCUGCCUGGACCACAUGUGUUCAUCAUUGUGCUCAAUUUAGGACAACGAUUCAUUAAAGAAGAAGCAACAUCAGUGAAGAUCAUCCAAGAGACGUUCGGUGAGAAAUCUCUAAUGUACACCAUGGUGCUCUUCACCAGAGGAGAUGAUCUGAAGAACAAAACCAUUGAACAGUGUUUGGGAAAACCUGGAUCUCCUUUGAUGAAUCUGAUUGAAGCAUGCGGAAACAGAUUCCAUGUGUUCAAUAAUAAUCAGACUGGAGACCGAACACAGGUGUCUGAUCUACUGGAGAAGAUAGACAACAUGGUGACAGCGAACGGAGGGAGUUUCUACUCAUGUAAGAUGUUCAGAGAGAUGGAGAGAGAAAAACAAGAACAACAGAUGAAGAUCCUGAUGGACAGAGACAGAGAAAGAGAAGAGGUGAUGAAGAAACUAGAAGAGAUUAGACGAGAACGAGAGACAUUUAAAAAUGAAAUUGAUCAACUAAAGCAAGAAAAAGAGAAAAUAAAAACAGAAAAAGAGAAACUUCAGAUCAAAUAUGACACAGAAAUAGAAAGACUGAGGAACAGAAUAGAAAAUGAAAGACAGAAUCAUGAAACAGAGAGAAAGAAAUGGGAAGAAGAGUUUGAUGAGCGAGAAGAACGACAAAAAACAUUUAUGAAAGAGAAGGAAGAGAGAGAGGAGAAGAUGUGUGAGAUGAAGAGAGAACGAGAGGAAUGGGAGAAACAGAAACUAGAGGAAAAGAGAAGAAGAGAAGAUGAGGAUGAGAAAAGAAGGCAUGAAUUUAAUCAGAGACUGAAAGAAGAGAGAGAGAGAAUGAAAAGAGAGAAAAAAGAUCUUCAAUCUAAACAUGACAAAGAAGAAAAGAAGAUGAAGAUCCUGAUGGAGAAUCUGAACAGAGAAAGAGAAGAACUGAUGAAGAAACAUGUGGAAGAGAAAGAGAGAAUGAAGAUGAUGAUGGAGGAAGAACGACAGAAUCAGGACAAAGAGAGAAAGAGAAGAGAAGAAGAACUCAAAGGAGAAAUAAGAGAAGAAGAGAAACAUCAGAGAGAGAUACGAGAUGAGAUGAGACGAGAACGAGAGACUUUCAGACAUGAAAUAGAAGAAAUGAAGAAAGAAAAGGAGAAUAUGAAGAAAGAAAAAGAAAAUCUUAAGAUCACAUACAACACAGAAAUAGACAGACUGAUGAACAGAAUAGAGAAUGAACGGCAGAAUCAUGACAAAGAGAAAAAGAGAAGAGAAGAAGAGUUUAGUGAGAGAGAAGAACAAUAUAAAAGAGAAGUGAAGGAAAAAGAAGAACUGUUAAAGAAACAUGAAGAAGAGAAAGAUAGACUGAAGAUGACGAUGGAGGAAGAACGACAGAAUCAGGACAAACAGAGAAAGAGAAGAGAAGAAGAAUUCAGAGAGAGAGAAGAACGAUAUAAGAGAAUAAUUAAAGACAGAGAGGAAAGAGAGAAUAAAAUGAUUGAACAGAUGAAACUGGAGCGAAUGCAGUGGGAGAAACAGAAACAAGAGGAAAGACAGAAAAGAGAAGAAGAGAAGAAGAAACAAGAAGAAGAACAGAAAUCUGAACAAAGUCCAGUUAGUGAUCAGAGGAAGAUGUCAAGUCCACAGCAAAGAAUUCCCAUUAACAUCCAGGAUAUUCCUGUGGCUGAUCAUUUAUUGAGACGGAUUGUUCUUCUGGGUAAAAGUGGAGUUGGGAUGAGUGCAGCUGGAAACACAAUCCUGGGGCAGAAUGAGUUUAAAUCUGUGAGGAGUACGAGUUCAGUAACCAGUGAAUGUUCAGAAGCUCAUGUCACUGUUUCAGGCAGAUCUGUGUCUGUAGUUGAUACUCCUGGAUUCGUUGACACACAGAUCAAACCUGAAUAUUUAGUGACAGGGAUGGCGAGAAGUGUUUAUAUAUCCAGUCCUGGACCUCACGCUUUUCUCAUUGUGUUUGAUGUGAAUAUGAGAUUCUCUGAACAGGAACAACAGAUUCCUGAGAUGAUUAAGAUGAUGUUUGGUCAGGAGGUGUUAAAAUACUCCAUCAUUCUCUUCACUCAUGGAGAUCAGAUUGAAGGAGAGUCUGUAGAGGAACUCAUUGAGGAGAACAGUGCAUUAAGUCAUCUAGUUGAUCAGUGUGGAGGCAGAUAUCACGUCUUCAACAAUAAAGAUCAGAGAAACAGAGAGCAGGUGAAUGAUCUACUGCAGAAGAUUGACACAAUGAUAGAGCAGAAUGGAGGAGGAUACUACAGUACUGAGAUGUUUGAAGAGGUUCAGAGAUUCAGAUGUGAGGAAGAAGAGAGGAGACAAGAAGUGGAGAAACAAAUACAAGAGGAGAUUGAGAGAUUGAGAAAAGAGAGAGAGGAGAAAAUCAGAGCAGAGAUGAGAGCUGAAUAUGAAAGUCUUGAAUCAGAGAGACAGAGAGAGGAGAGAAAACAACAAAAUCUGAAUUGUGUCUGUAGUUGAUUCUGCUGGAUCUGACAGAGAUAAUGAAGAGUGUGUAUUUAUCCAGUCCUGAACCACACACUUUUACUCAUUGUGUUUAAUGCAAAUAUGAGGAUAACUGAUCAGGAAGAGAAGAUUCCUCAGAUGAUUGAGGAGGAUCUGAAGAAAAUGUGAGUGGAGAUUAAGGUGCUAAACUGUUUCUACAGUGAAUAUGCGACUUAAAGAAAGCAAAUCCCUAAAUCAACAAUGUUCUUCUGCUGAAAUACAGCUGUUUUUAUUUGGCUGUACAGUUGAUGGAGAUCUAUAAAUCAUUUCUAGGAUUGUCUACACAGUUAACAUAGUGAUACUUGUUCACUAGAUGCCCAUCUUCAGUAUAUAUCACUGUCAUUUAUAUAACAGCUGGAAAUGAACAUAUACACACAUUUGAUACAGCUGAAACAUAUAUGAAAUAUAAAUGUACAUUUUAAACUGUGAUUUUGACAUUUGUUGAAUAAAGUCAGCUGUUUAA
Megalobrama amblycephala (Wuchang bream) is the source of this 4549-nucleotide messenger RNA. Its product is annotated as trichohyalin-like. Bases 118 to 4062 code for a protein of 1314 amino acids. Gene Ontology annotation, molecular function: GTP binding. The transcript has 7 exons. Lineage: Eukaryota; Metazoa; Chordata; Actinopteri; Cypriniformes; Xenocyprididae. The record is from RefSeq and is a predicted model, not a curated record.